AUGACAAGCCAAGCAGUGAGGUAUACGCCGCAACCUGCCCACGGCGGCCUCUCAAGGACGCGCGACGCCGAGUUCUGGUUCGACGACGGGAACAUCGUACUCCUGGCGCGCGGCGUUGAAUUCCGCAUCUACAAAGGCAUCCUUGCCGAGUUUUCCCCCGUCUUCCACGACAUGUUCUCAUUCCCCCAACCCACACCGACCGUGACCACGUCCAAGUCAGCUUUCGCCGCUGCCACGGACCCGUGUCCCAUCGUCGACCUCCCUGACUCUCCAGAGGAUCUGCGGCACAUUCUGCGAGUCUGUAUGCCUAAAAGCGGUUCCAGCCUGUUCAAGCUGAAAAGCCCCUCAUACCACAUGAUCUCUGCGAUCAUUCGUCUUGGACACAAGUACCAGAUGGACGACCUUGUCAACGACGCGGUAGACUACCUGAAGCGAUGGUACACGUUCAUCCUCGAAGAAUGGGCUGAGGGCCGUCUCUAUGCCCCAGACGCGCCCUUUGAGCCUGAGAAGGCCCACGCAAUCGGCGUCGUCAACCUUGCCCGUCUAGUCGACGAACCACUGCUUCUCCCAUCCGCGCUCCUGAUGUGCUGCUCGCUCAACUGCGCGGACAUCGUCAAAGGCUUUACGCGGGAGGACGGUACGCGCGAGAUGCUGUCUUUGGACGACAUCGGGCGAUGCUUCGCGGCGCGCACAAAGUUCUCAGAGUACGUACUACUUUUCCUCGUCGCCCGCACCUCUGAGCCGCUUGUCGCAACCGACUGCGCGGCCCCAGCGGAGUGCCAGGAAGCCCUGUGA
This is a messenger RNA of Trametes versicolor FP-101664 SS1, 795 nucleotides long. RefSeq lists its product as uncharacterized. The record is from RefSeq and is a predicted model, not a curated record. The transcript has 2 exons. Bases 1 to 795 code for a protein of 264 amino acids. NCBI's taxonomy places the organism in Eukaryota, Fungi, Basidiomycota, Agaricomycetes, Polyporales, Polyporaceae. Gene Ontology annotation, molecular function: protein binding.